UCAGUCAGUUGUCAAAGUGUGAUCGUCGUGGAGGGGAAGGCUUGUGAUUUAGAUUUAAUUCAGUGUCAGUUUAUUAGUGAUCAUGGCUGGAUUUACAGAAAAUGCGCUUAUCCGUAAACUACAGGAGUUAAAUUCGAGCCAACAGAGUAUUCAGACUUUAUCUUUGUGGUUAAUACAUCACAGGAAACACCACGCUGCUGUGGUAAAGACUUGGUUCAAGGAGCUGCUAAAAGCUAAAGAUGCCAAACAGCUGACAUUCAUGUAUUUAGCGAAUGAUGUCAUACAAAAUAGCAAAAAGAAGGGCCCAGAAUAUGGAAAAGAGUUUGGAGAGGUCCUCAUAGAGUCGUUCAAGCAUAUGGCCAAGACAGGCAUUAACGCUAAGACGAAGAACUCACUGCAUAGAAUACUUUCCAUUUGGCAAGAGAGGGGUGUUUAUGAUGCUCAAAAAAUACAAGAAUUCAAAGAAGCUGUUGAUCCUAAUGAUGCAGUGCCAAAGAAGGUUAGCAAGCGCAAAUCAGCUGACACAGAGACGAAAGAGCCUGAGAAAAAGCCUAAAAUUGAAAAGGAGAGUCGGGAGAGACGUCAUAGUGAGACUAAAGUGGAAGUGGACGGACAUAUCGAGACUCACAUCACACUCAGCCCCAGGACGCCUCCGGGAGACCCCCCGGAGCCAGAAGAAUUAAUUAGGGCACUUCUGGAGCUUGAAUCGAGUGCUUCCAGCGACGAGGCAGUCCGCGAGAGAAUAGCGUCCCUGCCCCCAGAAGUAUCCGAAGUGCAAUUAUUGUCUAAGUUAGAAGAUAAGGAGUCUGCGUUGAGUUUGAGUGCUGUGGUUAACUCGGCUGUGUCUCUGCUCGCUGAAUAUAACCUGAGGCUAUCCGAGGAGUUGGAGAAAAGAAGGAAAGUGGCAGCCAUGUUGAGAGACUUCGCGCAAGCGCAGAGGGACCUGGCGAAACAGGCUGAGGCUAGGCUAGAGGAAUACAACGUAAAGCUACAGAAGAUAUAUGCAGUAAAAGCAGAAGUCAAGUCUCACAUAGACAAUUUGCCAGACGUGUCCCAACUGCCAGAUGUCACCGGAGGCCUGGCGCCUCUGCCCUCGGCUGGGGACCUCUUUAGCAUCUGAAAACACAUACAAGUAUCCAGAAGACUAGAGGCAAUAAGGUAGACGAUAUUCAAUUUUAAGGGCAUAAGGACGGAUUGGAUCAAUCAAUAGGACAAUAGGGAUGUUUCCUGGGUAAAAAAGCAAGAGUUUUAAUUAGUCCGUCAGUUAGCUUAUCAAAAACUACUCGACACGUAUUUUUCACUUUUUUGAAAAUGUAAAGAGAUAAAGCGUGCCAAAGAAAAGGCCCGUGACGUCAAUGAGUGCGUAAAAGUGCAGCACUUUGUGACGUCGCGCUGAACUUCAACGCACUAUAACUUUGUAAUUAUUAUUUGUUUGAUUGACAAUUAAAAAUAUACGUGUCCAAUAUUUUUUUAUAUUAAAUUUGCCGGACUAAAAAAUUUUUUUUAGGAAACUAGCCUAUCGCGGAGAAUUUAGCUGAAUUUCAAAGUAAUUUAAACUUUUAUAGGCUCAAGAAUGCACUUUACAUUAUGUACCACAUAACUGAACUUACACUCCGAUCGAGGUAACUGCGUACCUUGCUGGAAUGCGACUCUCCCUCGCACUUACCCCGCGUUCGCCCCGUCCGUACUCUGUCGGUGUGACGUCACGGCUGCCAGGUGCGCAGUAAACUUGAUCGCGUUGUAUAGUCCCGUUUAUUCAGUGGAUAAUUAUGUAAGUUGUGUUGACAUUAUUUU
Ostrinia nubilalis (European corn borer) is the source of this 1794-nucleotide messenger RNA. Its product is annotated as regulation of nuclear pre-mRNA domain-containing protein 1B. Lineage: Eukaryota; Metazoa; Arthropoda; Insecta; Lepidoptera; Crambidae. The coding region runs from base 83 to 1120 and encodes 345 amino acids. The transcript is spliced from 6 exons. The record is from RefSeq and is a predicted model, not a curated record. Gene Ontology annotation, biological process: mRNA 3'-end processing. Gene Ontology annotation, molecular function: RNA polymerase II complex binding.